Molecule: messenger RNA, 1494 nt
Organism: Lathyrus oleraceus (garden pea)
Lineage: Eukaryota; Viridiplantae; Streptophyta; Magnoliopsida; Fabales; Fabaceae
Product: F-box/kelch-repeat protein At2g44130
Exons: 1
Coding region: 158-1198 (346 amino acids)
Biological process (GO): negative regulation of cytokinin-activated signaling pathway; regulation of phenylpropanoid metabolic process
Molecular function (GO): protein binding
Source: RefSeq, a predicted model, not a curated record
UUUCACUUGGCUGAGUUAUCCAAUCCUAUUUUGUAACGGUUCGUAUCGUUAUAAAAUGCUCCAAAAGCCACUCAAUAUUUCACACUCAUCUUCACACUCACUCACUCUCACUUUACAAUUUACAAACCAAAUUCAAAAAAAUCAAAACACAUAACCAAUGGACAUACUAUCUAAUUCCGAGUUCAUUGAGUUGAUUCCCGGAUUACCGAGUGAACUCGGACUAGAAUGUCUCACUCGUUUACCUCACUCAGCACACCGAGUCGCACUCCGUGUCUGCAACCAGUGGCGACACUUGUUUCAGAGUAAUGACUUUUACUGUCACAGGAAAAAAACCGGUCACACCAGAAAGGUUGCUUGUUUGGUUCAAGCCCGUGAACAGCCGCUUCACGCUGAAGUGGAAAAACCAACUGGGUCAACGCCACCGAGUUACGAUAUCACUGUGUUUGACCCGGAGAGUAUGUCUUGGGAUCGGGUUGACCCGGUUCCAGAGUACCCGCUCGGGUUGCCAUUGUUCUGUCAACUAAUCAGCUGCGAAGGGAAGCUCGUGGUUAUGGGUGGAUGGAACCCAGCGAGUUACGAACCUUUGACGGCGGUGUUCGUUUAUGAUUUCCGAACGAACAUGUGGAGGCGAGGGAAGGAUAUGCCGGAGAAGCGUUCGUUUUUUGCUGCUGGAUCGGGUCAGGGUCGGGUUUUUGUUGCCGGUGGACACGAUGAGAAUAAGAACGCCUUGAGUACUGCUUGGACUUAUGACCCGAAUAGCGACGAAUGGACUGUGUUGGCUCCGAUGAGUCAGGAACGAGACGAGUGUGAAGGAGUGGUUGUAGGCGGCGAGUUCUGGGUGGUCAGCGGCUACUCUACGGAGAGUCAAGGAAUGUUUGAUCAGUCGGCGGAAGUGUUGAACACUGCGUCGGGUCAGUGGAGGAAAGUUGAAGGUGUAUGGGAAGCGGGUCGGUGCCCCAGAUUCUGUGUAGAUAUCCGGGAAAAUGGGAAAGUUGUGGAUCCGGGGCUCCGAAUUGGGGUUUGUAGUGUUAGGGUCGGGUUGAAGAGCUUGGUGACUGGGUCCGAAUACGAAGGAGCGCCGUAUGGGUUUUAUUUGGUAGAAAAUGACGAUGGGCAAAACCGUAAAUUGACUAAGAUAAGUAACGUUCCUCAUGGUUAUUCUGGGUUUGUUCAAUCAGGAUGCUGUGUUGAAAUCUAGUAUAAACCGUUAGAUUGAAAAAGGAAAAGUAUCUCUCUUAAUCUAUUUUAAUAUUUUAAUAUUUUAAGGGGAAGUAUAUAAUCUAGUGUUGUGUUGAGCUGAAAAUUGGCAUUGUAAAUUUGUAAUCUGAAAGCUGAAUUUUCAAAGCUUGAUCAAUCAUUCACUUGGCAAAAUCCAUGUAUGGUUUCGCAGUGAACUUUCUAGUAUAAUCUAUCACAAUUUUACGUUGCUUCAGCAAAAUCAUGGUACUGCAGUGAUUUUGUGAAGUUUUCUAUAAAUCAUCAUUUGUUGCUCAA